Messenger RNA from Nematocida homosporus, 1041 nucleotides. RefSeq lists its product as uncharacterized. Bases 1 to 1041 code for a protein of 346 amino acids. The transcript has a single exon. Lineage: Eukaryota; Fungi; Microsporidia. The record is from RefSeq and is a predicted model, not a curated record. Gene Ontology annotation, molecular function: protein binding.
AUGAUCAUUGAAGCAGCUAUACUUACUAUCGGCAAAGAAUGCCUUGAGCCAAAACCCUAUGUUCCAAUCGAAGAGACUUUCAAAAUGUACGCUCAUUAUUACCAGAGAGGCGCUGAGGAGUUAUAUAAGGAUAUUUUAGCCUCAACAGAAGUAAAACCCGAUUUAGAAGAGUUAUCAAGUGAAGAAAGAGAAGAUAAUGAGAUUAGAGCAACCGAUCGUUUGGCCCUUUCUUUGGUUGUCGAUGAAAAUGACACCAGAUUAGAUACUUAUGUUUUUGAUAUUAAUUCAGAAGCCUUUUAUGUCCACCAUGAUGUAUUUCUUCAUGGAGUACCCACUUCAAUGACCGUUUGGGACCGGGCAGAAGAUCCUAUUGCUUUUAUUGGUAACCAAGAUGGACAUGUGACCGGAUACAAUCUUUUUGUGACCAACCACUUCUUGCCUGAUUUGGCCUUUGCCGCUCAUGAGUCUCCUAUUACGUCAAUUAAGUCCAACUCUACUUUUAUUCUUACUACUGACCAGAAGAGUAUCAAAGCCUGGGAUUUGGCCACCCAAAAACCACUUUUUGCUUCAACUAGUAUUACGCCUCUACAAAUUGCUGUGAACGAUCAAGCCACUGUUUUUGCCGAUACCAAUACAGUCUAUAACUACGAUCAUCGUGAGAAGAAGCCUACUAAGCUCUUUAGUACGACUACACCUAUUACAUCCUUAUCUCUUUUGGGCGGUUCAGUAGCAGCUGGUACUACUUCUGGUGAUAUCUUUGUGACUAAAGACCAGGCCGUAGCUAAGACAUACUCCGUGCACAAAGAAAGCAUUAACAAUCUCCAACUGACCACUGAUAGAUAUGUAGUGAGUUCUUCUCGAGAUGAAACCAUUGCUCUUUUUGAUCUUUUAAAUGAGGAAGUUCUGCUGCGAACUACCACUAAUAUUGAUACGGCUAAAGUGGCAGUGCCUCUUGAUGAUCCGACUAUUUUUGUCUUCCCCCAAGAAGACGGCGAAUUGGGCAUAGACUCUUUUGCCGAUGCUAUCUCCCUUACCGAAUAA